This is a messenger RNA of Monodelphis domestica (gray short-tailed opossum), 4492 nucleotides long. It is a transcript of the gene ZNF687, whose product is annotated as zinc finger protein 687. The record is from RefSeq and is a predicted model, not a curated record. NCBI's taxonomy places the organism in Eukaryota, Metazoa, Chordata, Mammalia, Didelphimorphia, Didelphidae.
CGAUGGGCGUCCUGUCCAAUGGCGAGUGCAGAAGCAGGCGGCUCCGGCCAGGAGCGCAGAGGGUGCUAAGGGAGGGGGAAAGGCUGUACAGUGGAGAAGCAGGAAGUAGCCGCGGCAAGAAACGGAGGCUGCGGGAAAGGUGGCGGCAGCAGUGGCUGCAGGAGCUGGGCAAAGACCGCAUAGUGUCGGCCUGGCCCGGGACCGGAACAAGUAAGCCCGCCCCGGGUGUAGGUCCCACCCCCAUUAUGGGGGACAUGAAGACCCCAGACUUUGAUGACCUCCUUGCUGCUUUUGACAUCCCUGAUAUUGAUGCUAAUGAGGCCAUACACUCAGGGCCUGAGGAAAGUGAGGGGCCUGGGGCCCAUGGGAAGGCAGAACCCAGUGGUGGGGCAUCUUCUGGGGAAGGACCAGGCGCUGCUGGAGAUAGGUCAGCAGGUCCAGCCCAGCCCUCUGAGCAUAGCCUUCCCCAUCCCGACAUCUCCGCUGUCAGUGUUAUUGUCAAAAACACUAUAUGCCCAGAACAGCCUGAUUCUAUGGGAGGUGGUUCAGGUGGGGAUGGAGCCCGAGCAGGGCUAGGCCCCAAGGAAGGGCCUGUGGGACCCCGACUACUACAGAAUGGUUUUGGGGGCCCUGAGCCACCUCCCCCAAGAGCUGCCCGCUCCCCGGUUCCUCCCAGUGGAGAGAGCUGGAAAGACAAAGCAGGGGAAGGGAAGCCUUCCUUGGACCUUUUUGCACAUUUUGGGCCUGAGCCUGGGGACCCAGACCCUUUGCCUCCUUCUGCCCCUUCUUUAUCCCGUGAGAGGGCCCUGACCUCACCCUCUUUCUCUACCCCUUUUGAAUUGAGCCAGGAAAAUGGUCCUUCUCUGCUGCCACCUGAUUCUUCCCCCCCCUCAGGAACCACAGAGCCAGGCAGUGACAGCCCCCGUCAUCCUUCUGGCUCAGGCUGGUCCGCUGUGGCCUCCAGCCCCAAGGAGGUGGGCAUCCUUCCUAACAGUUCACCCCCCCAGUUGGGUGGGGCCCCUUUUUUUAAGUCAUUGCCAGCCUCAGGAAAUCCUCCCAGCUCCCCCAAACCACUGGGCACCAGUCCACCAAGAGAUGAAGAAGACGAUGAGGGAACCGCUGACAAGUCUGCCCCUGAUACCCCCCAGAGCCCUUCAAGUGGAGCUGAGGCAGCUGACGAGGACAGCAAUGACUCCCCAGCCUCUUCCAGCUCUUCCCGACCUCUCAAAGUUCGUAUCAAAACUGUUAAAACGUCCUGUGGGAAUAUCACCAGAACGGUGACUCGCGUCCCCUCAGACCCUGACCCUCCUGCUGCCCUCCCCUCCAUCGAAGGGGCCCUCCCCGCUGACCCUGGCCUCCCAAAGGUCCCCCCAGGGGCCUCUACCCCCGAGAGCCCCAAAGUGGUGAGUGUCCAGCUAGGGGAUGGCACAAAGUUAAAGGGCACCGUGCUCCCGGUAGCCACCAUCCAGAAUGCCAGUACCGCCAUGCUGAUGGCAGCGAACGUGGCCCGUAAAGCGGUCGUUCUGCCUGCUUCGGCAUCCCCUAAGGCUGUGGCCAAAAGCGUCCUUGGCUUGGCGCCCCAGGGCCUGCCCAAAGCUGAGGGGAGGGCGGCAUCGGGGAGCGGGGGCCAGAAGGUCAACGGCGCCUCCGUGGUGAUGGUGCAGCCCUCGAGGCCUGCGGGGGCCGGGGGCACGGUGAUCUCUCGGACCCAGUCCGGCCUGGUGGAGGCUUUCAACAAGGUCCUCAACAGCAAGAAUUUGUUGCCAGCUUAUCGGCCCAAUCUGUGCCCACCGGCGGAGGCGGGGCUGGCCCUGCCUCCUGCGGGGUACCGCUGCCUGGAGUGCGGGGACGCCUUCUCCCUGGAGAAGAGCCUCGCGAGACACUAUGACCGCCGCAGCAUGCGGAUCGAGGUCACCUGCAACCACUGUGCCCGCCGCCUGGUCUUCUUCAACAAGUGCAGCCUUCUACUCCAUGCCCGCGAGCACAAGGACAGAGGGCUGGUCAUGCAGUGCUCCCACCUCGUCAUGCGGCCGGUGGCUCUGGACCAGAUGGUCGGGCAGCCGGACAUCACGCCUCUGGUGCCCGUGGCUGCGCCCCCUGUGACUCCCCAACCCCCAGCCACCCCGGGCAAGGGGGAAGGGGCUGCCGAGUCCCCGGCGUUACCCCUGUUGGCCGAGCUGCCGCCAGCCUCUGCUACUACCUCUACUUACACCUGCUUUCGCUGCCUCGAGUGCAAGGAGCAGUGUCGAGACAAGGCCGGGAUGGCCGCUCACUUCCAGCAGGCCGGGCCCCCUGCUCCGGGGGUCGCCAGCAACGUGUGCCCGUCAUGUCCCAUGAUGCUUCCCAGUCGCUGCAGUUUGAGUGCCCACCAGCGCAUGCACAAGAGCCGCCCCCCGCACGUCUGCCCAGAGUGUGGGGGGAACUUCUUACAGGCCAACUUCCAGGUCCACCUUCGGGAAGCGUGCCUCCACUUCUCCCGCCGCGUCGGAUACAGGUGUCCGAGCUGUUCGGUAGUAUUUGGUGGGGUGAACUCCAUCAAGUCCCACAUCCAGACGUCCCACUGCGAGGUGUUCCACAAGUGCCCCAUUUGUCCCAUGGCCUUCAAGUCUGCGCCCAGCGCCCAUGCCCACCUCUACACUCAGCACCCCGGCUUCAGCUCCCAGCAAGCCAAGCUCAUCUAUAAGUGCGCCAUGUGUGACACCGUCUUCACCCACAAGCCUCUGCUCUCGUCCCAUUUUGACCAGCACCUGCUACCCCAGCGAGUCAGUGUCUUCAAGUGCCCCUCGUGCCCGUUGCUUUUUGCUCAGAAGAGGACCAUGUUGGAGCAUCUCAAGAACAGUCAUCAGGCUGGGCGGCUGGGAGAGGAAGCUGGGGGGAAAGGGACUGGGGGUACCCUGUUGACCCCUAAGCCUGAACCUGAGGAAUUGGCUCUGUCUCGGGGUAGGGCAGGCCCUCCCACAGAGGAGUCAUCUUCCUCUUCAGAAGAAGAGGAACCCCCUAGUUCCCCUGAGCCCCCCCGACCAGCUAAGAGGUCCAGACGUGAACCAGGGGGGAACAGGGGCAAUAGGGGACGGGGCGGAGGGCUUGGGGGCUGGACCUGCGGCCUCUGCCACUCCUGGUUCCCUGAGCAAGAUGAGUACGUGGCCCAUAUGAAGAAGGAACACGGCAAGUCGGUGAAAAAGUUCCCAUGCAGGCUUUGCGAGCGUUCCUUUUGCUCUGCCCCCAGCCUGAGGCGGCACGUCAGGGUCAACCACGAGGGCAUCAAGCGUGUCUACCCCUGCAGGUACUGCACAGAGGGAAAACGCACUUUCAGUAGCCGCGUGAUCUUGGAGAAACACGUCCAAGGCCGACACCGGCCACCGAGGCUGGGCACCCAGUCCCCGAGUCAGGCGGGUGGACUCGCCCGGGGUGGCACCCAGGGUUCUGGGCGCAAGCGCCGCCCAUCCUCAGACUCCUGCAGUGAGGAGCCAGACAGCACCACACCCCCAGCCAAGCCCCUCCGAGCAGGGCGCUACCGGAGCAUGACUGGGGCUGAACAGGGUCAUCUGGGGGGGCUUCGGGGUGAUGAUGGGGCCCCGCAGUGUCGGGACUGUGGCCUCUGCUUUGCCUCACCCGGCUCCCUCAGCAGACAUCGCUUCAUCAGCCAUAAGAAGAGACGCUGUGGAGGGGGAGUGGGGGCUGCCGAGGAGGUGCCUCUCCAAUCAGGGCCUGAGCCUGAAGGAGGUGACUCACCCCUGCCUGCUUCUGGGGGUCCCCUGGCUUGUAAAGUCUGUGGCAAAGGCUUUGACAGCCCACUCAACCUCAAGACACACUUUCGAACCCAUGGCAUGGCUUUCAUCCGUGCCCGGCAGGGAGGCAACGGAGACAACAGCUAGGCCGCACAGCCCCUUUGGGAAGUGGGUGGGUGGGGGGGCCCUGGAGGUCAUGGGGUGGCUAGGAUGGAGCCAGGGGCUCCACUGCAGCUGUCCCCUUUAUUCCCAGGCUGGGAAGGGAACCCCCUCCCCCCAUUUCAUGAGGGACUCUAGUCAUUCCUAUCUCUCUUGUCCCAUAUUGGGUUUGGCUCCUUUCUUUUCCCAUUUCCCAACCCAACACUAAUCAUGGACCCCCCCCCCCCCCCCCCGGGCCCCUAGUGUGUAGUGGGAGUUGGGGUAGGGGUUAGAGACCCAACAACUCUACUUUGGUUUUGGAGGCACACCUGGUAUACCGAGGAGGCCACAGAAACACAGGGAGAACAUGUGUACACGCUCCUUGCCCUUCCUGCCCCAGCCUCCCACCACGCCAGGCCCAGCCCCUACAGUGCCUUUCAAUUUUCUUUUUUCAGCAAUUCCUCGGGAGGUUGGUGGGGACCAAUCUUGUCACCAGGGGUCCAGGGAGGGAAGAGGGGGGUAGAUUCUCAGGAAUCCUUUAUUCUUGUAGUAAUAAGAAUAAUUAAUAAUAUUAACAAUGAGAGGGGAGGGGAGCACUCAGCCCAUUAAAACUGCUAGUGGUUUAA